UCGUUUCACUUUUGCUUUAUGGGAAAGACAGAUGAAAACACCUAUAAGAUGCCGGAUAAAUGGAAAAAGCCGGGAGAAGAUUGCAUUCCAUGUAGAGUCUCAGGUACAUUGGCGAUGUGGGGGCUCUCUGGGUACUCCUUCUAUCUGAUGAAAACCAAAAGGCCUAUCAAGGUGGCGGAUAAGCGCUUUUAUCUAGUUCUUGGGGUUACAUCGGCUCUACUAGGUAUAUAUCGUGGGUUCUUUUAUU
Molecule: messenger RNA, 247 nt
Organism: Blastocystis hominis
Lineage: Eukaryota; Bigyra; Opalinata; Blastocystidae
Exons: 2
Coding region: 32-148 (38 amino acids)
Source: RefSeq, a predicted model, not a curated record